Messenger RNA from Hypoxylon trugodes, 1563 nucleotides. Its product is annotated as general substrate transporter. Gene Ontology annotation, molecular function: carbohydrate:proton symporter activity. The record is from RefSeq and is a predicted model, not a curated record. Gene Ontology annotation, biological process: transmembrane transport; carbohydrate transport. Lineage: Eukaryota; Fungi; Ascomycota; Sordariomycetes; Xylariales; Hypoxylaceae. Bases 1 to 1563 code for a protein of 520 amino acids. The transcript is spliced from 3 exons. Gene Ontology annotation, cellular component: membrane.
AUGGGUCUUCGAGGUCACACCUUGAGUAGGUUACAGACGGCCCUCAUCGUCGCUCCGUCCUUUAUUCUAUUUGGUUACAACCAAGCCGGUAUCGGUGGUUUAAUCACCCAGGACGACUGGGUCGCAACAUUUCCAGAGAUCGACACUGUUCACGCCAAUCCCAGCGAGAAGGGACCGAGAUCUACACUUCAGGGGUUCGUUGUUGCGGUCUUCGUCAUCGGCGCUCUCUUCGGUUCUCUUUCGUGUUCAUGGACAGGCGAUCACUACGGUCGGCGCAAGAUCAUCUUCGUUGCUGGUAUCCUCACACUUCUUGGGGAGGUCCUCGAGGCCACGUCAACGGGACUUCCGCAGUUUGUCAUCGGCAGGAUCAUAGUCGGCUUCGGUAUCGGUCAACUCAGCUCGCUCGUCCCCGUGUGGCAGAGCGAGACCUCGGGCGCAGAUAACCGCGGCAGGCAUGUUGUUUUGGACGGUCUUUUCAUCUGUCUCGGUUACGUCCUCGAAUCCUGGAUCAACCUGCGCUUCUUCGAGUAUCAAACCGGGCCCAUCACAUGGCGCCCACCAAUCGCUAUCGCAUGCGUCUUCUCGUUAAUACUCAUCUCUAGCAUUUAUUUGUUCCCCGAGUCGCCACGCUGGCUUUUGAUGAUGGGAAAGAAAGAGCAGGCCCUCGAAAAUCUCACUAUUCUUAGAUGUGCCCCUCCGGAUUCGCGUGAGAUCGAGGGUGAGCUUUCAGGUAUCGAAUUGUCCCUUGACAUGUCUAAGAAACACGGCGCCGGGUUAUCGCAGCUUUUCCGGGCAGGAAGGGAUAAAUUGCCAUACCGUUUCGCUCUCUGUAUUCUCUUGCAGUUCUUUCAGCAGAUGUCCGGAAGCAAUCUUAUCAGCGUCUACGCCCCGAUCCUCUUCCAGGAGAACCUCGGCCUAAGCAGUGAAAUGUCGCGAAUACUCUCGGGCGGGGCCCUAACGUGGAAAUUUCUUUCAUCAUUCCUCGCAUUCGUGGCCAUUGACAGGUUUGGGCGAAGGGCCGUCUUCAUGGCCAGCGGCGCCGGCAUGUCGUGCUGCAUGGUGGCGCUCGCGAUCGCCACUUCGUUCCCCGCUUCCAACCGACCCGCUCAGGUCAUCGCUUGCUGCUUCAUUUUCCUAUACAACACAUUCGUACCUAUCGGUUUCCUCGGUGCCAAUUUCCUUUACUGUACCGAGGUCGCACCAAUUCGGCUGCGUAUGGCAAUGAGUUCAAUUUCAACGGCGAAUCACUGGGCUUGGAAUUUCAUUAUCGCAAUGGUAACCCCCGUCGCCAUCUACAGCAUCGGCUGGCAGUAUUACAUAAUUUUCGCAAUAAUCGCAGCUUGUAUUCCGGUUACGGUAUACUGCUUCUUUCCCGAGACGAUGGGCCGGACUCUCGAAGAGAUCGACCUUUUAUUCAAGGGGUCGCCAUCCGUAUGUGGUACCGUUCAGUUCGAGAGGAAAUUACGUCGCAACAAUGCGCAUCACAUAUUACGGGAGAAGUUAGAGGGUGACCUUGUGCUUCAAGGUUCAAACGGGGACACGUAUGAAACUUUUGAGACAUAA